AUGUAUUCCCCGGAAUCGGGCGGCGAUGAUUCUGAUGCAUCUACUACAUUCCCUACUAAAUCUCCUGAAUCACAAAAUAAUGAAUCUAUUACAUCCGCACCUUCACCUAAAAAUCAAUCCGAAAAUAAUUACCAAAAAACAGAUAUUCCUCCUCCUACCAUUGAACAAACUCCUACACGAUUUUUGGCCUCAUGCUCAAAACUUGACUUGGAACCUAAUCCUUUCGAACAAAGUUUUUCGGGUGUCGCUCCUGUUCCAAGCGAUGUAGGGACUAAUAGUCCAAAACCGAGUCUACCACCUGUAUCACAAAUUGCAAGUCCUGGUAUUCCGGGGGCAAGUGAUGAUCAAUACGGUUGGAGCUUACAAUCCUUAAGAAGUGGCGCUUUAUCUCCUUCUAUGCUUACCGGUCCUCAGGAUGCUACCUUAAUGAAUGAAUUUUCUCAACCUGGUCGUACCGGAACUACUCCUCUUCCUUUCGGCUCUUUCUCUGAUCCUUUCAGUAAUCCUGCUAAUAAUUUCGUUAAUCAACCUCUUCCCGUUCUUUCUACUGAUCCUUACGGUCGUGGCAAUUUUAAUCGUCCUCUCUCUGAUUCUGAUCGUAAAUCAAUCCCUUCAAAUCCUACUACUUCGGCUCCUCCUGUUACUAACGUCUCAACUUCUCAAUCUGGUGUUAUACAACCCGGUUUACCUACAACAAAUAUUUUAAAUAUGACAAAUGGCUCUUCAACUUCUUCUGCUCCAAAUGUUAUUGUUCAAAAUCCUUUAAAUCAAUCUGUUCUCGUUACAAAUCCUACCCUUAACAAUAGAAAUAUGGUUUGCGCUCCUCAACAAGAUUUGAUAAGUAGAAAUCCAAUUAUUCCAGAUACUAUCUUGCCAAAAACUGAGAACGAUGAUUUUCCUUCACAUUCAAAUAAUAUCAUUACAAAUUUACCUAAUGGAAGACAUACUAAUCCUAUAAAUACAAAUAUACCUACUCGUAAAUCUUCAAUCAUGUCCGAUUCUAUGGAUGAGGAUUCCCCUAUUAAAAUGGGAAGUUCAAGCUCUAUGAAAUCUAGUCCUCGUAGUUCAAGGCGAAAAGCUGAAGAAGCUCUCGUAAAGGAACAACCUCCUUCAAAGAAAAACGGGCAAAAAGUUAAAAAUGAAAUGACUGAUGAAGAAAAACGGAGAAACUUUUUGGAAAGAAACCAAUAUCUUACCAACGAUAACGAAAAUUUACAAAAUCAAGCUCAAUCUUUACGCGAAGAGAUUAUCAAUUUAAAAACUUUAUUACUUGCUCACAAAGAUUGUCCUAUUGCGCAAGCUAAUGGUGUUAUGGGUUUAGAUUCGAUACCACCUUCUUCUCAAGGAAUUCCAAGUAUGAAUGGUAUGAGUAUCGGUCCGAUGGGAAUGGUGCCAGGAGGUAUUCCUAAUUCGGCCAUGGCGGGUGUUCCUGUUAACGGUAUGCAAGGAUCAAUGCCAAUAUCAAAUGUACAGGUACCUCCACACAUGACAAACCAUGUUAAUGGUCCACCUG
Dentiscutata erythropus is the source of this 1513-nucleotide messenger RNA. NCBI's taxonomy places the organism in Eukaryota, Fungi, Glomeromycota, Glomeromycetes, Diversisporales, Gigasporaceae. The record is from the annotation of a GenBank genome assembly.